Molecule: messenger RNA, 6788 nt
Organism: Podarcis lilfordi (Lilford's wall lizard)
Lineage: Eukaryota; Metazoa; Chordata; Lepidosauria; Squamata; Lacertidae
Source: the annotation of a GenBank genome assembly
UGAGGGGCUUAUGAAUAUUGUAAUCGAGCCGAGGAGCCGCCUCAGCCUCACAGUCGCCUGGGCGUGUCGGAAUGGCCGAGACCUCGGAGCCUGGCGGGGCUCGAGCCCCUCCGGUGGCCGCCGCCGCCCCCGGCCGGCCCAAAUUGACCCACCCGGGCAAGGCCAUCCUGGCAGGUGAGGCAGAAACGGCCGCGGCGGCCCCUCCCCCGCACCCACUUUCCGUCCCCCGGGCGGGCGGGCGCAGAACACACUGCGGUGCGGAAUGAGGGGAGAGGAGGAGGAGAACGUCCCUUUGGUUGACGGCGCGACCUCCCGGUCCCACCGGCGCGGGCGGGUUGGCGUCCCUUCGCUUCCCCGUGGCUCCUCCUCGCCUUUGGCCCCCGGGAGCCCCUCUCUGGCCCGGAGGCUGAAGGAUGGGUGGAGAGAACCCUUCAAAGGACCGUGUUGCUCAGUGGGCACAGCACCUGCUUCUAUCUGCAGAAAGCCCCCGACGCAGCAUCUCCAGGGGUGGGAAUGGUAGAGGACCUCCCGACGGGCACCCUAGAGAGGCGCUGCCAGUCAGUGCCGGCAGUACUGAGCUAGGCGAACCAUCAUCGCCCUCCUUUGGUGCAACGCGGCUUCCUCUGCUGACUCUCUUGAAGCACCACCUGCCCUGCAGAGCAGUACACAGCAGGCUGACUCUUCGGGCACGGAGCAUCCCUCUUUUCUCCACGCAGAUCAGGGCCCAGCUCACUGACGCCUCACCCCCUUUUCUCUCUCCUGCUCAGGCGGCAUUGCGGGGGGCAUCGAGAUCUGCAUCACCUUCCCCACCGAGUAUGUCAAGACGCAGCUGCAGCUGGAUGAGAGGGCCAACCCACCACGCUACAGGAGCAUUGGUCAGCCACCCUUUCCACCCCUUGGAGCGGGCUGGCCAGAGUCCCAAGGCCUUUGCAUGGCGGGGGGUUAGACUAGAUGACCCUUGGGGAUCCCUUCAAAGUCUACAAUUCUACGACUGGCUGUUCUGAUCCCCUGCUGGGACUCCCCUCCUUGUUCUGGUUUUGUUUAGACCCAGUCUCCCUAUCCAAGGCAGGUUGGUGGGUGGGCCUAAUAUCUUCUCAAGCACUUGCUGUUAGAUUCAGCCCUUUUCCUUCUCAAGAACAAGGCAUGUUUGUUCUCCCAACAAAUACAGUCAUACCUCGGGUUGAAGUAGCUUCGGGAUGAAUAUUUUCGGGUUGCGCUCUGCGGCGACCCGGAAGUAAUGGAGCGUGUUACUUCCGGGUUUCGCCGCAUGUGCAGACGCUCAAAAUGACAUCAUGCACAUGCGUGGAAGCGGUGACCCGCGCACACGCAGACACGGGUUGCGUUUGCUUCAGGAUGCAAACGGGGCUCUGGAACGGAUCCCGUUCGCAUCCAGAGGUACCACUGUAUCUCUCCACCUGACCCCCUCCUUGUGAUCUAGAUGGGCCACACCCCCUCUGUGAAAUUGAGGCUUCCCUUGAGCCCAUGUGCAGACUAGCAAGUGAAGCAGAGGCCUGGGAAGAGUUCCUCUGAAAGGGGCACAUAUCCCCCUUGCAGCUGAGUGGUCACAGACCCUCUGCCUUGCAAUGACUUCGGAUUCCCUUCCCAGAACUUUACUCAAGCCAGGAGCUCCAGGCAGCUCUCGCAAGUGAGCCAGUCCGCAUUCCGCAUCUCCUGUGCUCACAGCGUCUUUGGUGCCUCCCUUGCAGGGCACUGUGUGAGACUGACUGUCCAGGACCAUGGCUUCCGGGGACUGUACAGGGGCCUCAGCUCCCUGCUGUACGGCUCCAUCCCGAAAUCUGCUGUCAGGUAGGCACCUGCUGCUCUUUAUUGGAGACAUCACCCUGUUGGCUUUUCUCAGACUUGCACACAGGGGCCGCUUUGGGGGUCCUAAAUACAGCACCCGAAUGGACUCACUAGAGCAGUGGUUUUCAACCAGUAUGCUGUGGCACCCUGGGGUGCCUUGAAUGAUGGUCAGGGGUGCCAUGGGCAACACUGGCCUCUGCCCCUCUUUCUUUCUCCUCCCUCUUCUGUUGCCCUCUCGCGUCUCUGCCUCCCAUAGGCUUGCACAGCUGUUUAUUGCAGCAGUCCUGUCUAUAAGCUCUGCAGGCAAAGGUUGCCUCUGAGAGGCACCUCUCUUUGGGUCAGGAGGGGAAGUUCAGAGACCAGGGGUGGCGGCAGCAGCAGCAGCAGCAGCUGCCCAGAGAACUCCCAAGGAGAGGGGAGAGGAGAGGAGGCUGAGGGAACACUCCACAAAAGGGGGUGUCCAAAAAAGGUUGAGAGGCUGCCAGCUCUGCAGGCAAGAGGUGACAUAACUGGGCUCCUGAGCCCCACAGGGGUGCCACAGAAAGAAUGUAGUUGGUCAAGGGAGUCGUGGACACAAAAAAGGUUGAAAACCUCUGCACUAGAAGAGGAUAGCAUCCAAAUCCUCUGUUGGGGUCUCCUUUGUCAUCCCCCCCCCCCCCCCGCUGUCCAUCUUAGGAUGGACAGAUCUAAGACGAACUCCUGUCUUCUUAAGACAGAUGGACCCCCGCAGAAGGUAGCAGACUCUCCUUCAUGGAAAGUUUUAAAGCAGAGGUUGGAUGUCCAUCUGUCAGGGAUUCUGUAGUUGUGAUCCCUGCAUUGGGUUGGGCUAGUUGAGUCUCUGGGAUCUCUUCCAACUCUACAAUUCUAUGAUCCCAUGACAGUUUGGGCCCCCUGGUUUUCUGCAGGUUUGGGGUCUUUGAGGUCCUCAGCAAUUCUGCCAAGGACCCUCAAGGGAAGCUGGACAGCAAGAAGAGUUUGCUGUGUGGCCUUGGGGCUGGCGUGGCGGAGGCCGUGGUGGUCGUCUGUCCUAUGGAGACCAUCAAGGUAGGUAGAACUGCAAGCAUUGGUUGCAUCUCAUGGCAGAUGUGAUGGAACUGCAGCCUUAAGGCAGAGGCCGGUGGGAAUGAAUGUGCCCCCACCCAUAGGUGCCGAGUUGCACCCAACAUCGGGGGGGGGGGUCCUGUUCCAUGUGCAUGACAUCACACCCUCUUCUCCUAACAUUACCUACCUGUGAGAUAGGUCUGGCUGUUGGCCUGAGGUCAUGCAGGAAGUUUUGUGGCUCAGUGGAUAUAUUUUUUUCUGAACCCAGGUCUCCCUGAUUGCAGACAGGUACCUUGAGCUAAACACUGCACCACCCAGGCCGAGCUUGUUGCACCAUUUAGAGAGCAUUCUUGGUGUGGCAGGACGGCACCUCGGCCCUCAUUUUCUCCUAGCCCAUUUUCACCUUCGGAUUUGUUGAUGAGGACAGACACAGGCAAGGAAUAAGUUUGGUGUUGAAUUUGUUACUCUUCAUUGCCAUUUGCAGGUGAAGUUCAUUCACGAUCAGGGGUCCCUGACACCCAGGUACAGAGGCUUUUUCCACGGAGUUCGGGAAAUUGUGCGGGAACAAGGUAAGCUGGAGUGGAAAUGCAGGCAGCUGUUUUUGUCUCUGCAGCAGAAUAACAAAAGCCCUCAUUACGGCUCCUUGGUGGCGAAUUCUGCCACAAAGAUCCCACCUGGACUCCUGUGUCUGGUUCUGGGCACCCCAGUUUAAGAAGACUACUGGCAAGCUGGAAGGUGUUCAGAAGAUUGGCAGCUAACCAUUACCCCAUGCCGGUUCUUUUCUGCAUGCAAAGCAGAUGCUCUACCAUAGAAUCGUAGAGCUAGAAGGGAACCCCAAGGGUCAUCCAGUCCAACCCUCUGCAAUGCAAUGCAAAAGCACAGAGCUAUAGCCUUUUCCCAUAAAUAGGGGAAGCUUUGCCCAAGCAGUGUAGAGCCACAGGGGUGUCUGCCACACAGAAACCUCUGAACUCUCUCUUGGCCCGAGGCCAGGUGGACUUGAAGGAAACCAGGCAGCAGACGCCCCCCAACCAGACCUCCCCAUUUUCUCUGCCCUGCAGGCCUGCGUGGGACCUACCAGGGCCUCACAGCCACCAUCCUCAAGCAAGGCUCCAACCAGGCCAUCCGCUUCUUCGUCAUGACCUCCUUCCGCAACUGGUAUCUAGGUAAGACACUCGGCUAAGCCGGGGAUGAGCUUUCUUUAUCCCUGUGCUGCUGCUGGUGGCAGUCCUUUCCUGCAUCAGCCUGAAUGCCUCUUUCUCUGCCCUUCUGCUGGGCCUGGCAGGGGACGACCCCCACAGGGAGAUGAACCCGUUUGUCACAGCUGCGUUUGGGGCCACUGCGGGAGCAGCCAGCGUCUUUGGCAACACCCCCCUGGAUGUCAUCAAGACCAGGAUGCAGGUGAGGGCACCCCCAGCCACCUCUGGGAAGGGGCUGGAUUUCAGCUGCUCUUAACUCCAAACCUGCCUCUUCUCUUUCUCAAGGGACUGGAAGCAUACAAGUACCGAAACACCCUGGACUGUGGCUACCAGAUCCUGAAAAAUGAGGGCCCUUUGGCGUGAGUGAGGCUAAACUGGCCUUCAUCUUAGCUGACUUGAACUGGGGCUCUUUUGUCUGCUUUAGGCCUUUUAUCUCACUUUGUCUCCUCUUUGGCGACUCAGUGGUGUUUUAGCCUUAACAACAAUCUUACAAGGUAGGCCAGGCCUAGAUAUACUGAUUUUACCAAGGCUGCUCAGUGAGCCUUGAGGCUGAGCAGCAAUUUGAAUCCAGGCCUUUUCUCCCCACUCUCACCCACCCACAGCCAAGCCAAGUGUACCAUCUCCCACACUGUACUGGACUUUAGCACUCCAGUUUAUCUUCUGCAGAGUUCUUGUGGUUGCAGCAUUGACUGCCUGAACCCUUCUAUCCCAGCUCGAUCACUGAGAUCACCUGCAGCAGCAUCACCGGUCAGAGAAACCGAGCCCUUGGUGUUGCAUCAGCCCAGUCCUGUGGAACUCUCUGCAACUGGAGAUGCAACAUGCACCUUCCGUGCCACCAUUUAAAUGCCUGCUGAAAGCUUUUCUAUUCUGCCAGGCCUGUGCAAGCAAUUGAGAAUACACACCCUUCCACAAUGGCUAGUUGAUGGCUGUUUAAAACUUUUUUUAUGGUUUUGUUUCUAUAUACCUCUUUGAUUUUUAUUUGGCUUUUUUGAUACAGUGGUAUAGAAGUAUUUUUAAAAAUAAAAAAUACAGCCUGGGAGGCAGGAUACCGGAUGGAACCACUGUCUGGCAUUUUCUCCUCUUCCCCCUCUCAUAUUUGUCAUAAGACACACUGCCAAUUCUCAGUUGUUGACAUAUGUGAUGAAGACAUUCCCCGUGCCUCCAAAAGUUCUCUGCCUUCCCUUGCAAGAUGUCCCUACCUGCAGCUGCUGACUCUGCAGGCAGCCCAAUCAUUUAAUUAGUACAGAAUUGUAGAGUUGGAAGGGAGCCCCGAGGGUCCUGCAAUGCAGGAAUCACAGCUCAAGAAUCCCCGACAGAUUUGUUUAAAAAUCUUAUUCGUGGCUUUCAUCCAGUGCGCUCAAAGCAAGUGUGUGUGGUCCUCUUUCCUUUUACCACUGCCCAUUUUAUCCACAAAGCAACCCUGUGAAGUAGGCCAGGCUGAGACACAGUGACGGACCCUGCCGCUCACCCAAUCAGCCUAAAUAGCUGAGCUAUUAAAAACAGAAAAUAUAAGGGAUAAUAAAAUAACUAAAAAGGAGACAUUUACCAAAAAUUGAAAAGAGAACCGUGUAGAGGAUGAAGGAAGCCAAUUGGAAGAAGAGUUGAAAUAUAGUAUGUAUAUAUUUUGUGGACGGGUUGUUUUGUAUAAGUUUCCAUAGUUAUUAUGUUUUAUUUGUAUCUUUUUGUUUUUUGUUCUGUUGCUGUUUGGUUUUUGAUUGGGCGUGAUUAUUUUUAUGUUUAGUUUGAUAAGUGUGUAUGUGUUGUAAAAUAAACUCAAUCAAAACUUACAUAAAAUAAAUAGCUGGGCUGGGUUUUGAACCCAGGUCUCCUUGGUCCAGCCCCUCCGAGUCUCCACCCUCCAGCUGCUGUCUGAUAUUGGGUUAAUGGGGGGGGGGCAACCUGUUGAAAACCCUUUUUCUGACUUUGGGAUCUCUUCCCUUGCACAGGUUCUACAAAGGGACGGUCCCCCGCCUGGGCCGGGUCUGCCUGGAUGUGGCCAUCGUUUUUGUCAUUUACGAGGAGGUGGUGAAACUUCUCAACAAGGUCUGGAAAACCAUGUGAGGCUCUUCUGGUGCAGGAGGGGCUGGCGGACGAAUCCCCGUCCCACCCAAAGCUCCCAUUUCCUCUCCCUUCCCUCCCUCCCUCCCACCCACCCACCCAGGAGAGGGGGAAGCCUUCUAAGGUCAGAGGUUCCCCUCUUCCAGGAUAGCCCCCCAGCAAAAGGGUCACCUUGCUCUUAUUAACCUUGCCCACCCCCCAUUCUCUGGGAACACUGAUCGGUACUCCAAAAUGCUUCCAGCUCAAGCGCCACAUGGCUUUCGUAUACCUAUUUAUGGUCAGGAGCGCAUACUCUUCCUGCUACCAAUUCCAGGGGUGGGGAGAGGUGCUGUCCACUCCAAGUCAGCUGUUGCCAGUGUGUUUCGGGAGCAGAUGCAUUACAGGAGAGAGGCUUUGCAUUGCAAGCUCAAGCAAGCACAGCAGCCCCCUCCCCUCAUUUAAAGAGGACAGAAUCUGCCUGCAUCCAUUCGCACGUGCAGAGAAGCUGGAUUUGUUCCUGGGGGCAAUUCCUCUCCACUCUGGGAAGCAGCCAUUGCACCCAUUUCGAGGAAAGCCGUUGCGUGUUUCUGAUGUUCGUGCCUUUUUAUGUCUGUCUCUUUUUCUAACUUAGUUGCCGCUGUUAUUUAAGGUUGACUUGAUGUUUACAAGUUCAUAAAUGUUGCUUUUCAGAAUAAAAGGACGAAGACCAAA